Messenger RNA from Amoebophrya sp. A25, 3678 nucleotides. NCBI's taxonomy places the organism in Eukaryota, Dinophyceae, Syndiniales, Amoebophryaceae. The record is from the annotation of a GenBank genome assembly.
CUAGCAUCUUCAUGUUCUUUCUCAGGAUCACGAUACAAGAACAAAAAAAAUGACUGAUGCAAGAAGUGCAGCCGAGUCUUCUCCAUCCUCCUCGUCCAACGAGAAGGACGUCACAAGAACAACCGCCUACUACCACAUCCUUUACGAGCAUGUUAAGGGAUGGACAUCAGAGUGGCUCUCCCAGACUCCAGAGGUUUGGUUUGGCGCUUCCCAGAAAAGGAAUCGGAAGUUUUACCAAAACCUCAAUACGACUUGGGGUCUGAAGUCAUUGGUUGCGAAACUGGGGGACGAGGCGGAUCGGAGGGAAGUAGCAGUGGCAGAAGAAAGAAGGUGUGCUCGGACUACAGCUACGACUACCAGGGGUUGUAGAAGUGCCGGAUUAUGCGAAGACCCUGACAGCGAGGAUACGUCCACCGCGAGAGCAACAAGUUGUAUUGAGACUCUCCUCACCCAACUGGUGGCUUCAACAAAACACGGCAACUUCGUCCUCUUGAAACAGCUCUUGGCCUUAGCAUGUUUUCUAGAUCAACAGCCUAGAAAUGAACGAGGUCAUCAUCUUCAACCUGGAGUAGAACUACAGCACUCUGUUGGAGGAGAUGCAGAUGCAGAUGUUGUUGAUAAACAUGAAGGAGCAUCGCGAUUAAUACAACCCAUACCGUCUCUCGACUUCUGGGAAAAUUUAUCCCAAUCAUGCGGAAGGGCACUGAGGGACGACUUUCUCUCGAAAAAUCAAGAUGAAGAUGAUCAUGAUUUUGAUGUAAUGGAUUACUUCAUGGAUUUAUUCCUAUUCGUCGACAACGAUGCACUUGCGCAGGGAAAUGGACAGGAUGAAACUACAGAUAAAGAGCAACAAGUAGAGCAGUUUCAUUUGCUGCUCAUUUUUCUGACGGUGAACUGGCGACAUUCGAGGUGCCUGAAGGCGACACGAUUGGCAGACAAGUUUAUCUUUCAAUAUGUGUUGGCCAUGCAGGCCGCAUCGACAUCAACUACUUGGUCAACCUCAUCUGAGAUCAAGUGUCACAAAUUUGCCCUUCGUGUUUACGAAGAAAAUUCCAGAGCCUUAGCAAGAUUGCGGGAUAUGGAAUUUGUGGAGCAAGCACUGUCCGACGCUACGUUUCCGAUUUUGGAGGACUACCGCGUUGGAUGUGGAGGCGCAAGUCCAAGUGGCACUGAAGGAUUUGCAGGACGAGGGCCUUUUCUGCACGACGGAGACUAUUCUAAAACUUUAGCACCCAAAACUUUGCCUUGGUUGAGCAGUGACUUUUUGGUUGCGGACCACGACCAGAGAGAGCGAUACGCACGACCCGCUUGGAGGAAGCCAGAAGCUGAACCAUUACUGCGGAGCCUGUUGGAUAAGCUCGAAGACGUUAACAACUCUUCCCAAGACGGUCGUCCUCGUCAGUGUUUACUGUCCUUCUCGGCUGGCGUCGAUUCAACAGCGUGUGCCUGUCUACUGUCAGCGUUCCAAGAGAUGAGUGCUUGGGCAUGCCUUUAUCUCCAAUACCCGAAUCGUGGAGAGCUAGAAGCUGCAGCCGAACUAUCCUGGGUUCGAGCUGCCUGUAGGAAGCUGAAAGCCCCAUUGUUUUGGUUUCGUAUGGACUUGCUGAGACCACAUCAAGAACAAGUAGUCCAAGUUCAACAAGAGGAAGACGCUGGAGAUGAAAAGGAACAUGUGGCCAAUGCAGCUUUUCCUGGAGGAGUUUCUUGUGAAAUUUCUGGUUUGUCACGUGAAGAGUAUGAGAAAUACACCAGAGAUAUUCGAUUCCACAUGUAUAGACAAGCUUGGAAAUUGUUCAUCGAAGGAAGAAAGGAUGGAUGCGAGUCUGGCCGCCAAAAGGAACAAGAAGGAGACCAAGACAGAGGUCAUCACGAUCAAGAUCAAGAUCAAGAUAAUCUUCCCUGCAUCCUCCUCGGGCACCAUGAAGACGACUGCGAUGAAAACAGGAUUGAAAAUCUGACAAGAGGCCAUCUCUUAUGCCGCGAUCACGGAGGUGCAGACGGCAUGGUCGUAUCAAGGGUUCUUGGUGGUGUACGGCUAUGGCGACCUUACGUCACCGGGACUCGCAAACAGGAAUUUUUAGACCUAUUGGAAGCACUGAAGUUUCCUUAUCUGCGGGAUUCCACACCUGCUUGGUCAGUAAGGGGUGUGAUUCGGAAAACGUUGGAUGCGAUUGUGAAGGUAGAAGCUAAAGACCAUGCAGGAAGUAGUCGUUUUUCUUCGCCCGACAGAAUUACAAAACAUCGAGAAGAGGAACAGGAUAUUACGAGUAAUAUUCUUGUCGGUAGUUCUCCGUCAACGACUGCGGAAACCACGCCAAGUUCGCUGCUAAAAAGAAGCCCUGAGCAAGAUCGUGUCGUAGGUCGUGAUCAUUCUUGCUCCAAUACUGGCAUCCGGAGCCCUGAGCAAGUCGUAGGUCGUGAUCAUUCUUGCUCCAAUACUGGCAUCCGCAGCCUCUUGUCCCAAUACAGUGGCCUUUCCGCGACUCUUGCUUCUCGGCUAAAAACUCUAGAGAACGAAUGCUGCAACCCAAAAAUGUGUAUGCUUUCUAUUCCUGCGAAGAGUAGCGCGAAAAUUAGAGUCUUCCUUCUCGACUUGUCACGCUUACGGAGUCGCUUUCGUGACACCGACUGUGCUUCGCCGAUGGUCAUACUGCGCAAGGUCGUCUCUGCAAUUGCGAAGAAGUGGAACAGCCAACUUGAUGAACAACAGACAGCGGCUACUGCCCCUACUGAGUCGAGCAUGACUGAAGAAAUGUUGCGGAUUAAGAUUUUUGAGAAUGACUCUCCUGUCGGAAGACGAAGUAGAGACGACCGCAUGAUGAAAGUAGAGCAGGAGCAAGAAGACAACGACCUUUCCCAUCUGUUGCAUCAGAUUGUCUGCCGUGGAGCGGUUAUGCUAGACGACGAGGUACCCGUGACGCCAUUGCUAUCUUGUCCACCAUCUCUUCUUGCUUCUCAGAAGAAUACUCCGAGAAUAAAAGUGCGAAGAGGAGUGCAUCUUCAGGCGCAUCCUGAACCGCAGCAGGAAAGGCCUGAUGGUGAAAUAAAGCCUGCUCAAGGGGAACAACGGGAAAGGCCUGAUGGUGAAAUAAAGCCUGCUCAAGGGCGGGAACAAUCGCAAGCCUCUCCUGCUCAAGGGGAACAAUCCUCUUCUAGAAAUCAUGCUCAAGGGGAACAACGGGAACAAUCGCAAGCCUCUAGAAGAAACUCACUGAUCCUGAACAAAAAAGCCGUGCAGCAUAUGUGGCAGAACAUCCGAGAUUCGAAGAAGCCAGUUUCUGGUGGUGGUCUGGUUGAAGGACUGGGGUACUUGCACUGCAAGCAAGGCGAAGGACCACAAGGAGGUUUAGGUUUGGAAUUUGUGAUUCUUUACAAGGGCGAUCUGAAAGACCGAAGGGCUGAUAUUGUGAAAUAUGCGAAGCAGCAUCUUGAUUCUAUUGCUGGAUGAAGGCUUUUGAAGGUAGCGCACUCAGGACUAGUACUUACUCCAAGAAUCAUAUAAUUGACGACUCGAGGACUUUACCGUUAGUAUUCCAUUUCCAAAGACCUCCGUGAUGACCUCUGAUCCUCAUUCCUCACUCCCACUAGCUUCAAAAAUAAGGGGUGCUACAGGUAAUUGAAGGCGCACCACAGUAGUACUGAUACCAGCUAUCGACCUUAUGAACGCGGUGGUGUUUC